Molecule: messenger RNA, 1042 nt
Organism: Drosophila guanche
Lineage: Eukaryota; Metazoa; Arthropoda; Insecta; Diptera; Drosophilidae
Product: coactosin-like protein
Exons: 3
Coding region: 422-913 (163 amino acids)
Biological process (GO): regulation of actin filament polymerization
Cellular component (GO): site of polarized growth; actin filament; cortical actin cytoskeleton
Molecular function (GO): actin filament binding
Source: RefSeq, a predicted model, not a curated record
UUAGCUUUUUUCGUGCUGGACGGUUCGGAUGCCUUAGUUGGCUCUGUUUUUUUUAUAGUUACAAUCAUAUUUUUGUUUUCGUUUGUCACUUGCCACACUCUGUGCAUUAAAUCAAAUUGUUGGCCAACAAAACCACAGCGGACUGGGACAAAACACUCUGACACUCUGACAGUGCACUGCCCCAAAAGGAAGAAGAAGAAGGCGAAGAACUGCGCUUGCCUGACCCCAGCUGCCAGAAGAGCGACCGACGCCGACCGGCAGAGAUUCGUUGAACUCUCCGAUCUCCGACAAAAGACAGCCACAGCGGCAGCGUCCCAGCAACAGCAUCCCCAGUGGACCGGACCGGACCCUCGUCGUGCAAAUUUUCGUUGCUGCAGCAGCAUCCCACAGUUCCCAAGAAUCGAAGAACAACGCAACCACCAUGUCGGACGGCAUCGAGGUUGAGCAGAUCGUGGAGAGCAAGCCGAGAAGGAUGCCCUUGGCAACGUCGCUGGACAAGGACGCCAUACGCGAGGCAUACGAGGACGUGCGCUCCGAUCUCACAGACACCGAGUGGGCGGUCUUCAAAUUCGAUGGGCCACAGAUCAUUGUCCAUGGCCGGGGCCAGUGCUUUGAGGAGUUUCGUCAGCAGUUCGGUGACUCGGAGCGGGCCUUUGGCUACAUACGCAUACAGAUGGGCGAUGAGAUGUCCAAGCGCAAAAAGUUUAUAUUCCUCACGUGGAUUGGCCAGGAGGUGGGCGUCAUUCAGCGUGCCAAAAUGUCCACGGACAAGGCCAUCAUCAAGGAUGUCCUCAAUAACUUUGCCGUGGAGCUGCAGGCGGGCGUGGAGCCCGAGCUGGACAUUGGCCUGUUCCGCGAGGCGCUGAACCGUGCCGGUGGUGCCAACUAUGGCACGGGCAUACGGGACAAUUAGAUAUAGCCCCAACGACGACGACGAUCUUCAAGUUAUCUUCUUUUUUUUUUUUGUGUGCAUCUCUUCAAAUGGCUCACCAAGCAAACUGCGCUCCUCUUUCUUACUUACUUAAUUAUGAAUUAAUUGUAU